Molecule: messenger RNA, 3336 nt
Organism: Mytilus trossulus (common blue mussel)
Lineage: Eukaryota; Metazoa; Mollusca; Bivalvia; Mytilida; Mytilidae
Product: kelch domain-containing protein 3-like
Exons: 12
Coding region: 127-1281 (384 amino acids)
Cellular component (GO): cytoplasm
Molecular function (GO): protein binding; chromatin binding
Source: RefSeq, a predicted model, not a curated record
GUUCCAAAACUAUUGUAAAAACUUGACUUCCUUUUAAGAGACAGACAUUUCCUUGACCAGAUUACAGUAACACCAUGCACAUAUGGUUACAACAAAUUAGAUUGUGAGGCAGGAUAAUGGUAGGAAAUGUUACGUUGGACUGUUGAAUUGGAAGGUGGACCUAAAAGGGUUAACCAUGCAGCUGUUGCUAUUAGUGACAGAAUAUACAGUUUUGGGGGGUACUGUACAGGAGAAAACUAUGAAACCACCACACCUAUGGAUGUCCACUUGUUGGAUACAGUUUCCUUGAGGUGGAGAUUAAUACUAUUAGAAGAACCAGAUAAUUUAACAUCAAUUCCAUACCAGAGAUAUGGUCAUACUGCUGUAGCUUAUAAUGAGAAUGCUUACAUCUGGGGAGGACGAAAUGAUAAAGAUGGAGCUUGUAAUAUUUUGUAUGGAUUUAAUAGCAAUACACAUGUAUGGUUUAGGCCAGAUGUGUGUGGUUCUAUUCCAAAUGCCAGAGAUGGUCAUUCUGCCUGUGUUAUUAACCAUAAGAUGUAUGUCUUUGGAGGAUAUGAAGAAGAGACAGACAGAUUUUCAAAUGAGAUUUAUGCUUUAGAUUUUUCCACUUUUUCUUGGUCACUGAUUGUACCUUCAAAUGGUGAACCAGCACGUUGGAGAGAUUUUCACACUGCUACUGGAAUUGGACAUCUGAUGUAUAUUUUUGGUGGUAGAAGUGAUCAUGGAGGCAAUGUGUAUACUAACAAUGAGAUUUAUUGUAAUAAAUUACAAAUUUUUGACACUUUAAAUAGGACAUGGAUAGAACCAGAAACCACCGGUGUAUUACCUAUUGGACGAAGAAGUCAUUCUGCUUUUGUGUACAGGGGUUACCUGUAUAUAUUUGGUGGCUACAAUGGCAAAUUUGACUACCACUUCAGAGAUGUUCUUAGAUUUGAUCCUGUGCAUCUGCAUUGGUCUAUGGUCAAACUAAAAGGUAAAGGUCCAUGUGCUCGGAGACGACAAUGUUGUUGUGUGAUAGGAAACAAAGUCUUUCUGUUUGGUGGUACUAGUCCAUCUGUGAAACCUGCCAUACCUAAUCAAAACAAUGAUUCAGAUUUAACUGAUCACUCUGAUCUCCAUGUAUUAGACUUUGCACCAACAUUGAAAACCUUGUGUCAGAUUGCAGUUGUAGACAACAAAAUAAAAACAGAUUGUUUACCACAGGUUCUCCAAUGGGAGAUUGCUGCAAUGACUACAAACAAUACUAUAUCAAGUGCUAGACCCAGCAACACAAAUGGAUGAGUGAAUAUUCAGUAAACACCUUGCAUUUAUCAUUGCAUUACCUAAGCUUGUGUUAGAGGAAUUGUGAUGUUUGUGUUCAGUGACAAGUAUAUGUGUUACACAGAAAUUACUUAUUUGUCAAUCAAUUGUUAUUGCAACCAGUCAGGAUGAGGGCUAGUAUUGUUUGAUGAUAAAAUCAGUAUUGGUGAGGGGAAACCCAUUGAUCUUAGGAACUUUACCCAGAUUUUACAUAUUAGACAAAUUUGUUAAAGCUAUCGAUUCAAUAUUGAUAUAGAAUUUACCAUUGAAACACUUGCAAGAAAACUGGUUAACAUGAUAUAAUGGCUUAUGAAUAUUUACCAAAAAAUAUCAUAAAUAGUUCUCAUCAUCAAUAAUUUACAUGUUUGCUUCUAUUGCCAUAGUGAGUGAGUCUCAGUGAAACCGUCUCUCUUUAAAGCAUUAACAAUAUAUGUCUCAUCCAGUUGAAGUAUUACCUGUAGAUAAAUACAUAAAGAUUUUGAUUUCAUGAAUGUUUGAACUGUUUCAAUUAUUUACUUCAAGUGCUGAUUUUUUUUUAAAUUUUUUAAAUGUUUAUUUAUAGUGUUUCUUCGACUUUGAUUGCCCACUUGUAUUUUCUUUCCGUUUUCACUGAACCUGUGCAUUUAAUUAAUUGUAAUAAAUCAUUCUUCAUUUUUGUAACAAGUAUGAAAAUGUAUUUUUGUGAGAAUAUUUUUGUCAGGACAGUGAGGUCUCUUUUCUACUUUGCUAAAGGAGUAAUUACCAUGACAUUAUUUUUAUAUCUUUUACAUUUUUCUUUCUAAUAUAUGAAGUUAAAAAUGAUUAUAAAUUAAAAUAAAUAAUUUACCUUGCAACUGUGUUCUUCAGUGCUGUAAUCUAGAAUUAUCAGCAUCUUGAAAAGAAUUAUCCAUCCACUGCUAUUCUAGUGCACUAGCAGUGAGUUAUGAGCUGGUACUGGUUUGAAAGCAGCAAUUUACGUGUUGUUACCUUCGCUUUGUUUUUUUAAAUAUCUGUCAUGAUAAUGUAUUAAUAUGUUUAUAUAUGCCCCCGCCCUAAUUUCAACUGUGAUAAUGUCAUAAUUUAUUCCUAAAUGUAAUUUUUGUUUGGACCGUGUAAGGUGGAUUUGGCUAUUAUUUUAGGUAUUUUUAUUGUAAUAAAACUCUUCAUAUACAUUCUCGGCUUUGAAAGUUCCUGAUGAGGGUAAAUCCAGAAAAUAGCUUUGAGUGCAUAUUGUGUUGAAUUAAUUUUUUAAUCACACUGGCAGGUGUUUUGUUUUCUUAUUCAACAGUUGUUAUAUCUUUAAUUAAGAGGUCAUCUAAAACUGUCAACAUUUUUCACCAGUAAGCACAGGAAUUUCAACCAUUCACACUUUUGGAAUGCCAACAACACAAGAAACCUGAUUAUCAUAAGUUUUGACAUCAAGAAAUAAUUCAGGAUAUGUAUUACCAUUAUUGAUAAUUUUUGUUCAAAUUUAAAACUUGAAGAAACCUUUUUUUUGCUAUAAACAUUUGACUUAUUACACAAAAUAGAAGUGCUGAUGGACUGACAGACCCUUAUUAUAUAUGUAGAUAUUUUUUUUCGAUGAGGUAAUAAGUAUUUGAUAAUAAAACUUUUUGAAAUCUACAUCAAAUUUUGUUUACAUUCUUUGCUGUGAUAUAUUUUUUUUUAAUUAUGUAUGUUAACAUUAAUAUCAACAAUAUACAGAACUAUCAUGUUAUUAAUUAUGCUAAUGGAAAUGUUUAUUUUUUUCAUCAAAUGUGAAGGUAAUAUAAAGAUAACUAAGUUUUUAUUGAAGGUACAUGUUCUUGAAUAUUUUUUUUUAAGGAAGUAAUCAAAAGUCUUUGAAGCAUCAUUUUCACACAAAGAUCUACCAGGGUAGUUAGACAAUUAUGAUUUGAGAAAUUUUUAAAUGCUGUUUCAGGUUAAAGUGAAAUAAUAUGCAAGAAAUUAAAAAUAUAAUAAUAGUUAUACAUGUAUAUCUUCGAUUACAUAUUUUAUGUACUAAAAUAUUUAAUAAGUUUGGAUCUUCUUACUUUCAAUUAAAUAUACUUGAUCUAA